Molecule: messenger RNA, 1882 nt
Organism: Stegodyphus dumicola
Lineage: Eukaryota; Metazoa; Arthropoda; Arachnida; Araneae; Eresidae
Source: RefSeq, a predicted model, not a curated record
CAUCUGUUUCAGAUAUUCUGCGCUUUAAAGGUUCAAGAUGUCCUUGUCUGGCAGCAUAAUACGCUUGAUGACCUUCAAUUGGCCUAGUUCCCGACAGAAGACAGUAACGCUUUUCAGAUUCGCUCAUGCUUUGAGCAAACCGAAGGUAGAACCUUACAUUGAAAACACAUCGACUAUCCAAAGGCUACCUUAUACCGAAGCUCUGAAGGAGAAAGAAAUCCAGAUUGCUGUUUGCGGUCAGUUGUACCACAAGUGGAGGAAGGAGCGAAGGUACUGGUCAGUACCAAAAGGUGAUGUCGAAUUCAAGGUCAAAUAUAUUGACACUGGCCACCAGGAAAGACCUCGCAGUGAGUCACCGAUUGUGGUUGCUCUCCAUGGAUCACCAGGAUCGUAUAAAAAUUUUGAUGCUAUCAUUUCUCAUCUCUACAGACUUGGCGUAAGAGUAAUAUCACCGAUUCUCCCGACACUAGAUGUCAAAAAUCCUACCCGUUUUCGUCAUACUCCUGAAGAGAAAUCGGAAUAUGUAAAAGGUUUUCUCAAAGCACUCCGCGUUCCUAGUGUGGAUCUUUUAAUGUGUCACAGCAGUGGUUUGUUCCCAGGACUCCUGCUGUGUGCAGAAGACAAAGAAAUUCCUGCGAAUUCACUGUGCCUUCUCAACCCUACAACUUUUGACGAACCAAGAGUUAUGAAGCCAUACUGGUUGACACAUUCAUUAAUAAGAAUUUAUGAAUUUCCUGUGGGACAUCAAAUAACUACAUUUCUUGCAAAGCGGAUGAUACAGAAACGUCAGCUGAAGGAAGGGAACUUCGGAGAACACUUCCUUGGCUCUCUUACUAUGUGUCAUUCUUCAGUACCGAAACAAGCCGUACAUUUUAAAAAUCUGCUGGACAGAAAUUUUCCCAUCAUGUUGGCCUUCAGCGAAAAUGAUAAAUUAAUUGCUAAAGCAUCUUCAUAUAGAAUGGCGAAGAUGAUGAUGGACGAAAAUGAUGUACAAAGAUAUGACAAAGAUGGAAAGCUGGAUAGAGCUGGAGGUACAAAUCCUUUCCGAAAAGCAAUAGCUUUUGAAAAUGGGUCUCAUUAUAUCUUCAAGAAGUAUCCUGACAUCAUCUCAGAAGCCAUAGCAACAUUUCUAUUCCAGCAUUUUGAUAAUCACAUGCAUUAAGUUGCAAUAAACUCCGAGAAAGUUCUUCGAAUCUUUUCCAUCAGAAUAUUUGCAGGACACGCUCAACCUACUUCAGUUCUGCAGAACUUUCAGACUUUGUUGAAUGAAGUUGAUCAAUGUUUUCAUUGCUGUCUUGGUAAAAAGUAUACUAAUUUAAAUUUUUUAAGUCUUUUGGUGAUAUUCAUUGUACAUGUUAUCCUAUGUAAUUUAUUUUAUAAUAAUAAUGUCGUAAAGGUAUGGCACCUAUGAUAAAUUUUGAUAGUUGUAAUUUUUGUCAUGGUAAUUAUCUAGAAAUCAAAUUUUUAUAUUAUAUAAAAAAUUUUAGCUUAAAUUCAAAAGGUCUGUGUUUAACUAAAGGCCUGCUUUAAGAAAGAUAUCAUUGUAAAAUAUAUUUGGAACUACUCUAAUAUGUGCCCUCAGGUCGCCAAAUUUCUCGCCAAACAUUUUUGGCGAGAAAAUCCACGCUGCCAUAUUACUAUCUAAAUUUUUUGUUUACAUUUCGAACUUUAAGCCUAAAAUGUCAACAAAAACGCGGUUUUCGCACAUGCAAAAACCACGUUUGAACACAUCAUUUAAGCUAAACAUCUGGAACAUAAACAAAAAAACUUUAGAUAGCAAAAACGUAAAGUUUCUACCAAAAAUAUUUGACAAGAAUCCAUGUAUACAGCGAUAUAUUUAAACUUAAAAAAAAUCUACGAAUUGCACAAUCUAGGCAACGAA